Leishmania mexicana MHOM/GT/2001/U1103 is the source of this 978-nucleotide messenger RNA. RefSeq lists its product as hypothetical. Lineage: Eukaryota; Euglenozoa; Kinetoplastea; Trypanosomatida; Trypanosomatidae. Bases 1 to 978 code for a protein of 325 amino acids. The transcript has a single exon. The record is from RefSeq and is a predicted model, not a curated record.
AUGGAGGGCAAUCAGUCGACCUCGACACCGACUCGAUCCAUCUUUCAACUACUGAACUAUCACAAUGGCCUCGAAGAACUUCUCUUGAUGUACUGGUGGGUGAUUGUGCUCGGCAACCUCGUGCUCUUUGCGCUCGCGAAGCACUCACUCAUGUGCUGGGAGCUGCAUCGGGACAGGCGACGCUUGGAAUGCUGCUACAUGCGUCACUGUCGACGUCGUCGUGCGGCGUGCCAGUUGAAGAGUGCGACCGUAGAGCUUUCACUGAGCACGCACGCUGGGGAAGCUGCAAACACCACAAGCGACGCGCCAACAGCAACCUCGUCUUCAAGCAAAGAUCCAACCGAGGCAGGAGCAGCGGCACAGCACGCCGUUGACUGUAUCAGCACGAGCGAACUGAAGAAAACCUGGUUUCCUCUGUUGGUGCCGGCCGCGUCAAAGCCGGACGACGAUGCCUCGCCACCGAGGACAACGGAGCUGAUGGUAAAGGCCGCGGUAUGCCGAAAUCGCAGCAAGCAACAGGGAGCGACAGAGACAGUGCAUGAGAAAGACACCCGCCCGCCGUCCCUGCAGCUCCCACUCCCCUCCGCCACCUCUUCCGACAUCUCCUCGUCGCCACCGCCCUCGACAACGCAGGCGAGCACUUCGGCAACGACGCGGCUGCUGAACCGACUGGGCUUCAUAUCGCCUGAUCUUAACCAAACCAACGAUGAAAGAUUCGAUACUAGCCGAUACAGCAACAGCAGCACUGCGUCCUCGCGGCUGAGCAACUGCUGCCCCCGCUACAGCGAGGAUGAACAGCGCUUAAUUGAUAAGAAGCGGCAGGAAAAUGUACGUGCGUGGAUGGAGGCUAAGCGCGCAUUGGAGCUAACCGAGUCGCUCGCAGCAGGUUCCCGUGGCGUCCUACCGUUCUCGUCGGGCAAUGUGCGCGAGUUUCAGCCAUGUGAAAAAGGUGCGAUAGAGACGGAGCUCGUCUCUUGA